Molecule: messenger RNA, 1687 nt
Organism: Lindgomyces ingoldianus
Lineage: Eukaryota; Fungi; Ascomycota; Dothideomycetes; Pleosporales; Lindgomycetaceae
Product: branched-chain alpha-keto acid dehydrogenase E2 component
Exons: 4
Coding region: 69-1583 (504 amino acids)
Cellular component (GO): mitochondrion; cytoplasm
Molecular function (GO): acetyltransferase activity; lipoic acid binding
Source: RefSeq, a predicted model, not a curated record
CACACCUCGGGGCUUAUGAGCCUUCAAGACAUGAUUAUGUCUGCACCUCACAACUCUUCAGAUCGAACAUGAAGAGCCUCGUAUCUCGCGAAGCUGGACAGCUUUUGUGCCGCUACAUCGUAACAAACAAGGCUCCGAUAACACCAGCAUGUCGUCAUUUCAAGAACGCGUCCGUACCGCGACAGCAUCCGAGGAGACUUUUUCAUGCUUCUUCGCGUUUGAAGGCUGUCAAGCCAUAUCUUUUGGCUGAUAUUGGAGAAGGCAUCACGGAAUGCCAAGUCAUUCAAUGGUUUGUCAAACCGGGGGCCCGCGUCGAGCAAUUCGAUCCCAUAUGCGAGGUACAGUCGGAUAAAGCGUCUGUAGAGAUUACUUCGCGGUUUGACGGGGUUAUUAAGAAGCUCUACUAUGAGCCGGAUGACAUGGCUAAAGUGGGCAAGCCUUUGGUAGACAUCGACAUCCAGAGCGAUAUCUCCCCAGCAGACGAAGCCCUCCUCAACGGGGGAUCUAGAAAUGAAGCGGAGAAGAGAGAACCACAAGAAGAGGAAGUCAAGGGGCAAGAAAUAGAGGUUGGAAGGAAUGAUACUAUAGCUACAAUUGGAGGUGCGCCACCACAGCCUUCACAACCUCUUCCUUCAGAGCUCGAGGCCCCGCAGUCGAAACCACAACGGCAGCCGGGAAAGCAUGCUACUUUAGCUACACCCGCUGUUCGACACCUAGUCAAACAGUUUAAGCUCAGCAUUGAGGAUAUAGAAGGAACGGGAAAAGACGGACGGGUUACUAAGGAAGAUGUGCAGAAAUUCGCACAGCCUCCAAAAGACACUCAACCCUCAGAGUCGAUUAUUCAAACGGCAGCUCCAGUGCCAGUUCAGCAAGUCGAAGACCACAUUCGGCCACUAACGCCCAUUCAAGCCGGCAUGUUCAAGCAAAUGACCCGUUCCCUAUCAAUACCACACUUAUUAUACACCGAUAACGUCGAUUUAACCGCCCUAAACUCCCUCCGUAAGAAACUCAACACCAACAAGGACAAAGCUCAGCGCAUCUCACUCACGCCAUUCUACGUGAAAGCUGUCUCGCUCUCUCUACAGCAAUACCCUCUCCUCAACGCUCAUCUCGACACCACCACCCCCGAGAAACCGCAGGUGCUUGUCAAAGCCCAGCAUAACAUCGGCAUCGCAAUGGACACACCAUCUGGUCUCCUUGUCCCCGUCAUAAGAAGCGUACAAUCGCAUUCCAUAGAAUCCCUUGCUGCAGAAAUCAAACGUCUCUACAGUCUCGGCCUUGCCGGAAAACUCAGCUCCGCAGACCUCAGCGGUGCAACGUUUACAGUCAGUAAUAUCGGGAAUAUUGGUGGCAGGGCUGUCGCCCCUAUUAUUGUCAGCCCGCAGGUUGGUAUCCUGGGGAUUGGAAAGAUAUCGCCGGUUCCAGCGUUUGGAGAGAGUGGAGAGAUAGUAAGGAAGGAGGAGUGUGUGUUUAGUUGGAGUGCAGAUCAUCGGGUUAUUGAUGGUGCGAUGGCAGCGAGAUGUGCGGAGGCUGUAAGGGGGUUUUUGGAGAACGUGGAGAGUAUGCUUGUCAGACUUCAGUGAGGUUUUCGUCGUCCGUGACACAGAAGAAGAGGACUGUAUGCAUUCAAACUAGUCUUAUAACUUAGACUACAUGUGGCGAAUAUCAUCCUUGAGAGACUUUGCGG